AUGUUUUAUUCUGGAUGGAACUUUCCCACGCCGCGGCGCAUUGUGGCCUGCGGAAACGACGAACACGAUGCGAAUUACUUCGUGCAGGAGACCGGCAGCCCGGGCAUCAGUUUACUGCACUUUCUCACACCCAACGGACUCUCGGGUGGGGGCUCCGGCACUUCCUCACGGCGGGACCCUGGCGAGCGUAUUCAUCUCAAGAGCGAUGUGCCUAUUCACCGGCACAGCGGGGUCUUUUACUUUGAGGUGGGUGUGCACACUGUUGCCCCAACCACCGCAGGCACGCGAAGAGGCGGAAGAGGCGGAAACGGAAGUAAUGAUCGCAACAACACCGCAACUGUUGGAGAACCCGAAUUGGUGAUUGGAUUGUGUCGGGAAUCAUUGCCCGCACACUCACUUCCAGGGGAGGAGGCCUGCAGUAUUGGACUAUUCACCGCACAACGUAUGGUUUAUAUGAAUGGUAGACCCGAAGGUGAACCUGUUCGCUUUCCAAUCGACACGCGUCAACGCCAGAAGAGUAUUGACAAUAUUGAUAAUAAUAAUAGUAACAAUAAUAAUGCUAAUAAUAACAGUGGCAAUGGUAGCAAUAAUACAGGGACAAGAACAACCCAAGAGGAGCGUCGUGUAAAGGGAAUUUCAGCAGGAGACACUGUUGGGUGUAUUGUUAAUCUCAUGGAUGGCACUCUGCGGUUCACAUAUAAUGGUGAGCUCCUCAGUUUUGUGGGUGCAUUAAAUCGCCGAAUGCCUCAACAAGGCUAUUACCCCGCUGUUGGGGUUUUUCGACUUGUUCCUGCAGUUAUCCUGCGUGUUGUAUUUCAACCACUUGGACGAACAGCGUCAAUUCCACGUCCCAUGCCAGUGAACAACAACGACACCGUGGAUCCGGUCUCUCCUAAGCAGGAGACAAGAACAACAGCGGCUGGAUACUUUGUGUUUGAUCUUGACAAAUACUGUGAAGGUAUCGCAGAGGAUUUAGUGCGUGCCUAUCAACAGAAGGCUGCAGAAAUAUUGGCAGAGGAAGAGGAAGGUGAUCGUUGUACAUGUCGAGAUGCGAAUAUCAUAGCAGCCAUUCGCAAACACUUGGCCGCACGAGGGAUGACGAAGGCCUUAUCUGCCUUUGAAAAGGAACAACAGGAACUACGCUAUACUGGCAAUAGUGACAAUAACAGCAAAAACAAUAAUAAUAAUAACAACAACAAUAAGAACAACAACAACAACAGCAGCAACAAUAACAUCCCUCUUCAAGAUAGGAAAAUGUCGCAAAAAACGGAGGAUGAAGAGGAAGUACGUGCUGGAAAACCGGUAGAGGCAUCGGAUACAAAUGUAAAUAGAGGCCAUCAAAACAGUAGUAGUAGUAGUAGUAUGUUGGGGUGUAAUAAUGAGAGUGAACCUUUGGGUGGUGUUGGUGAUACCCGCAACAUUCAGUAUAGCCUUCACAUUCAAUCUCUACGUGAGGAUAUUUGCCGUGGGGACGUGCUUUCCAGCGCACAUCGUAUUCUUUCCAAUGGAGUUCUCUCACCUGUCGCUCGCGAUAAACUCGCCGCCGUUGACUGUGAUGUUGAUGCCUUACCGCAUGACUUCUGGGGACUCAUCUUUUUCACGCAGCGUCGUGAUAUUCUCUUUCUACUGCGCGCCGCACACGUUGUGGAAAUAGCCCUCAACGCCGUGGAAGAGGGACUCUCCGCGUUGUUAUCAUCCCCACAGCAACAGCAACACAACAAGAACAACAAUCAUAAUAACAAUAACACUACCAACAACAACAAUAAUACUCCUUCUUCCACCACUACCGUUGCGGAUUUCAUGGAACUUGCGUUCAGGGUUCUUCUUGAACCAUUUGAAGAAAUUGACGCUGCGGUACGGCGACAUCAGCGAUCCUCCUCAUACUCCACAGCGUUGCCAUCCUCAGCGGCGGAUAUCCAUCUGCAGACGAAUACCAAUACGACUGCUGCUGCUGCUGCUGCCAAUGCUAAUGCUUGUGUGGCGGAAGAUGUUGCCUUUAGACCCUUUGAUGAGUCUAGUACGGCAGCGACGCAGAAAUGGCCCUCGGACGAUCUCGCCGCUUAUCUUUUUCUCAGCGGAAAGAACACAGUGUGGUCUGGGCCAGUCGCACGUGUUACACUGCUGGUGCGGCAAAGUGUGCCGAGUAUAGCCCCGCCCAGCCAGCGGCAGCAGCAACGCAUUGUGCAAACACUCUCCAUGCUACUCUCACACCAACGGGCCGUAUGUGCUCGGGUGAGGGAAGAGCUGCAGCAACAACAACAACAACAACAACAAAUGUCAUUGGAGUGGGUAGAAGACUGGUUAUCUUUGAUAGAGGAGGCCAGAUCUGAGUGUCGGGCCCGUUGUUGGUGUCUUCUUCUUCACGCCAUUGAGGAUUUCAAUGGGGCUUUGGAGUAUCGUCUGCUGGUGUGGGUGCGGCGGCACGAACAGGAGCUGCGGGAGGCCGAGAAGGGAAGCGCCUCGCGGCAUCACAGCGCGGCCGCCCACCGACGCGGUAGUGGAAGUCGCCGGUUGUUUCCAUCACUGCGGGCGGCGUGGAGACACGUGCAUGCGGCGGCAGCAUUGGAGCCGUUGCUGCAUAUCGUGACGAAAGCCUUCAGUGAUAAACUUAAACGCGCCACCAAAGCGGCAGAGUUCACUACAGUACCAACAGGUGAUGAUGGGGAAAGUCAUACUAGUAAUAAUAAUAAUAAUAACAACAACAAUAAUAAUAUCUAUCACAAGAGUAGCGGUAGAGGUGGAGCAUCACCAGCAUUUGGUAAAGGUCCGAAAAGAUGGCAUUCCUUUACAUCUACUAUGGCUGAAGUUGAUGAUGAGAAUGAUGAGGUGGAUGGGGGUAAAACUACUCAGGGUAGUAGCACUAUGCCAACAGCAGCAGCAGCAGCAGCAGUAGCGGCAACAUCAUUAUCAUCAUCAUCACGCCUGUCAAGCACAAUCAACAGCAAUAAUAAUAAUAAUAAUAAUAACAACAACAACAACGGUGGAGGUAGUUAUAGUGAGUUGCGAAUGCGGACAUCAUACUACACUGAUGACGUCCGAUUGAGUCUUUUGUACAUGAAACGUAUAUACAAAACAGUUUUUGCGUAG
Trypanosoma theileri is the source of this 3087-nucleotide messenger RNA. RefSeq lists its product as uncharacterized. Gene Ontology annotation, molecular function: protein binding. The record is from RefSeq and is a predicted model, not a curated record. The transcript has a single exon. Bases 1 to 3087 code for a protein of 1028 amino acids. NCBI's taxonomy places the organism in Eukaryota, Euglenozoa, Kinetoplastea, Trypanosomatida, Trypanosomatidae.